AUGUCGGCGUUAACGUUGGUCUCGGCAUCCACAGUUUCCGGUGCCCAUCUGCCGGCCCAUGCGGCUAACCGCGAUACAUGGGAUCGGAAGAUUGAAUUCCUCCUGUCCAUUAUUGGAUUCUGUGUAGAUCUGGGGAAUGUCUGGAGGUUUCCCUAUGUCUGCUACAAGAAUGGAGGAGGCGCCUUUCUCAUUCCCUACACCGUGAUGCUGAUCCUGGGCGGGAUGCCAUUGUUUUAUUUGGAAUUGGCGCUGGGACAAUAUUACCGGUCGGGAUGUAUCAGCAUUUGGCGGUACAUAUGUCCGCUAUUCAAAGGUGUGGGAUUUGGGAUUUGUGUGAUCGCAUCGUAUAUGAGUUUUUAUUAUAAUACAAUUAUUUCCACGGCAAUAUAUUAUAUUGUGGCCUCUUUUCAAGCGGAAUUACCAUGGGCACAUUGCAAUCACACAUGGAACACUGCCAACUGCAGUCAGAACGCCAGCAGUGCCAAUGAUUCGUCGCGCAUCUCACCCGCGGAGGAAUAUUACUUUCGGCAAGUGCUGGAAAUUCACAAAUCCGAUGGCAUCCACGACCUGGGUCCGCCACGAUGGCAGUUCGUCUGUGGACUGGUGGUGGUGUUCAUAAUGGUGUAUUUUGCACUCUGGAAAGGACCAAAGAGUUCGGGGAAGGCCGUAUGGGUGACGGCCCUAUCGCCUUUUGUUGUGUUAUUCAUCCUGCUGAUCCGCGGACUGACCCUGGAUGGAUCCCACGACGGCCUCAAAUAUUUCCUGGAACCCGAAUGGAGUCGUUUACUGGCCGGUGAGGUGUGGUCGGACGCGGCGGCCCAAGUUUUCUUCUCCCUAGGUCCCGGCUUCGGCGUGCUGAUGGCGCUGGCCUCGUACAAUCCCUUCCACAACAACUUCUACCGGGAUGCCCUCUUGACGAGCUUCAUCAAUUUCUUCGCCAGCUUCCUCAGUGGACUGGUGGUGUUCAGUGUUCUAGGUUAUUUGUCGCACGUAACCGGCAAAGAGGUUAAGGACGUCGUGUCCGAUGGUCCGGGAUUGGUUUUCGUUGCGUAUCCGACCGCCAUCGCAACGAUGCCGGGUGCUCAGUUCUGGAGUGUUAUCUUUUUUAUCAUGCUGGCCUCGCUGGGAUUGGAUAGCACGUUUGGUGGACUGGAAGCCAUUUUAACGGCAAUAUCCGAUGAAUUCCCCGUACCUUUUGGCAAACAUCGAAAACUUUUCUGCUUAGGAAUCUGUUUGUAUUGUUUCUUGGGCUCAUUACCAACCACUACUUAUGGUGGACAGUACGUCAUUACGCUAUUAGACUUUUUCGGACCGACAAUCGCAAUUCUGUUCAUUGUAUUUGUGGAAGCAGCGGCGUUUUGCUGGUUUUAUGGUAUAUCGCGGAUAUCACAUGAUGUUAACCUAAUGUUGGGCCACAAACCGGGAUUAUUUUGGAUUAUAUGUUGGACAUGUAUUAGUCCUGUUUUCAUAUUGGCAAUCUUCAUUUUGACCCUGACCAACUACACGCCGUUGACCCUGGGCAGCUAUGUGUUCCCCGAGUGGUCGGUGGCGUUGGGAUGGGUGCUGACCUUCUCGUCCAUCCUCUGCAUUCCCGGCUACAUUAUCAUCGCGUUGCUCACGAGAAAAGGGACACUUCUCAGUAAAUUUCACAAGCUGAUCCGACCGGAAGAGUUCACCGCGGAGCCCAGCGAGACGGUGGCCCUGAACAACGGCAAACACCUCGACACGGAGCACCCCCCGGUCAUCACCUUCCCCACCUUCACCAUGUCCCCGCCCACCACCACCACCACCAGCUCCACCUUCGACUAGCCACCCCUGUGUUCUCAUCCGCAUUUGUAUUCGUUCGACGAAUGUGAUUGCUCUGCGCGGCACUUUUAAUUAGACUACACAGUAUAAACAAAUCCUUAAUAAAACUGACUAGUCAAGA
Messenger RNA from Paramacrobiotus metropolitanus, 1927 nucleotides. Its product is annotated as sodium-dependent serotonin transporter-like. The coding region runs from base 1 to 1809 and encodes 602 amino acids. Gene Ontology annotation, biological process: serotonin uptake; sodium ion transmembrane transport. Gene Ontology annotation, molecular function: serotonin binding; serotonin:sodium:chloride symporter activity. Gene Ontology annotation, cellular component: membrane; neuron projection. The record is from RefSeq and is a predicted model, not a curated record. The transcript has 19 exons. NCBI's taxonomy places the organism in Eukaryota, Metazoa, Tardigrada, Eutardigrada, Parachela, Macrobiotidae.